GAAAUGAUAAUAACGUGGAAGUUCUGUGACUUCAUCUCUCUCUCGAUGAAAAUAUACAAUGCGCGGACAAUUUCCGUUUCUAGCGCAACAAGACAAGGUUUUUGUUACAAAUCAGUAUACGCAAUAUAUGAGAAUAUCCCACUGUCUUAUUCGUUAGAUGAAAAGUAACUGUCUCUUCUUUUUAAAAUUAAAUAAAUCAUAUUUGUUAUGAAAUUAUUAAGCUGUUAUAAAUUAAUCGAUUAGGAAAACAUUUUCCAGCCAAUUUGUAAUAGUUCUCGAAAAUUUAUAGCGUUGAGGUAGGCAUCUUGUGCGAGCAGUGAUGUGAUUUCGGCGAGGGCGUUUGUCGGUAUGCGUCUGCCGGUACGAAAACGACUUCUUGUCGACAGGCGGAUCGCGCGGGCGACGUCGGCGGCGUAAUGCAUGUCGACGUGGACCCCAGAGAGUCGGUGGCGGCGUAUACGCGCCUCUCUCAAAAUAGCUCGCCGAAUACCCGCGCCACCCCGCCGUUUCUCGUGACGCCUUUUCGGGUCGCGCUUAGUUACCAUCUCUCGAGGAGAACUGGCAUCACCCAGUAUCGUAAGCACCGCGAUAAACCGACGACAUGUGCACCGGCCGACUGCGAAGGAGGCGCCCGUGGAAUGUACACGUCCGUCAAGUGGACACAUCCAACAGGAUAUCGACCACGCGUUUGGAUAAUUGUGGCCAUUAAUUAUGAUUCGAGCCCAAAGACUGACACGAAGCCGCCCGAUGAUCAUAGCCCGUUCGUAAUCGUCCCCGCCGCGUUCUCUCUCUCUUUCUUCUCGAACGCUGCGCUCCAAAGAAGACUGACGUCUGCUUCAGAAUCGAUUUAAGCUGUCAGGAUACUUGUAUACUAACUGGAUGCUCAAAUCUCUCUGGCGGAGCCAUAAACAAUCCGUUAGCGGAAGUUUGAAUCUCAUUUGAUCCUUGGAUGCUUGGAUGUGUGUAAUGCGAGUCAUUCAGAGACAAUUGAUCCGUUACCUUUUAGAUCGUACGUGCUAAAUAAUUUCACGCUCACGUAAGAUAUUCCGAAUACUGUCGGCGAUUAUCGAGACUGAAUGGUCCACUGAAAUUUUUAAGGAACUCGACACACCGAUUUUUGCACCACAAUGUAUCUCGCCUGGACGUGCAUUAGUUAUUGCGCACAAUAAUUGCAUUGGUGACCGUCGAGCGUAUGAAAAAUACCACUUUAUUACACAUAUAAUAUUCUCAGUCCGACCGUACGUCGCUCCAAAUUUAUAUUGUGCUAAUUUUAUACAUCGUCGCUCUAUAUUGCUCACUUUGUUGCCUUACGGGAGAUGAAAACCGCGGUGGUUGCAACAAUCGCAAAACGUAUUGAGUAAUACGUAAUGAUAAACUGGCACAUAGUUAACUGUUUCACGAAUCGUAUAAGAAAAAUAUUUAAUGCAUGAAGAAUAAUUGAAAAGCAACGAUCGUUGCGACGCUCACGUCAAAUCUCUCUUUAGGUAUCGGUGUUAAAACUUUGCGACGUUAAGGCGGAAAGAAACGUAUUCGGAUAGUUCUCGAACACACAGAAACCCGAAAAUAGAUCGGUGGCAAUGCAAUACCACAGUAUUACCAUCCUUCCGGGAAAAACUACGCCACGAACGAGAUUGUGAAGAUUGCGUACGCCUCAACUCUUAAAUAGACAUUAUUACAUAAGAUUACUUUUUAAUAUAUUAAGGAAUCGAGUCAGAUGAACAGUCACGGGUAUUGCACGCCGGCAUUUCGUGUACGUUCAGGCAGAAAGACUUGAAAUCCAUGAACAGAAGAAAGGUACGGACGAGAGAAUCGCAUCAUCGUCUCCUCGGUAGUACGGAGGAAGAGGAGAAGGCAGAUCGCUCGGACGUAUUCUCCUGGCAGCAGAGUCAAUUGGAUAACAAUAAUGUCGUGCGGUGGACGAAGGCACGGCGGAGGCUGAGGAGGCAGAGGGGCGCGAGAUGUACGGACGUCAAGAUAAUUCGGGCGAUGGUAGUUCGAGCCAGGUGCCACCGUGGCUCAUGCGCGCCGAAGUCACGAUCCGCCACGGCGACGCGGUGACCUCCGAGACCGUGCGAAUGCCUCCGGGUACCACCACCACCACUGACGCGGGCGGCAUUCGCAUGAUAUGCCGCUGGAAUACGAGCGAGCCGAACUCGACGUCAACGCCGGCAUCAGCCGCCACCACGUCCAACGCGUUCCCGUCGUCGGGUAGCACCGCCGGCGGCUUCGGCUUUCAACGGGGCAAUAUACUCUUCACGUCUACCCCGCCCGCGAGGCCGUCUCAGAGAUCGUCAGGCGGAUCUUACACUCUGCCACGCUCGGGCUCGUCUGGCAACGACGACUCUAUCUCGUCCAUAGGCCGAGCGAACGUUUCCGACUCCGGUUACAACAGCGAACAGUUCUCGCCGUACACAUACUCAUCAUUGCCCACGCGACGUCCGUCCCAGCAAAACAAUCGUCGAUGUAAGAGCACGUGUAGCAUCGUGCUUUCCACCGCGGGCGCGAAUAAGCCAAAUUUCGAAAAAGCCACGUCUGCCGAAUUCUCGAAGACUGCUCCGUCCGUCGACCAGUGGUCGCACCAUCGAGCCUCGCAUCAAUACGUCUUUUCGCGUCAUCAGUUCAGUACGGUUCCGGAGGUUUGUGAGGACUGUGCGGAGGGAAGCGCGUCGAGUGCCUUCACCACGCACUUUUGUACCCGCGUGGCGGAAAAGACCGCGAAUAGCAGUAGGGCCACUGCGAUAAGCAAAGACGUGGCAUCGCAAACCACAGACAUCGAAUCGGCGCGCUCGUCAUCGACUGUAAACAGCAGCAGAAUUGGGAGGAAGUCUGGCACUGGUAUUCACCAGCGUAGCGAGCAGAAAAAGGAGCAGGAUAUCCGAUCGCCUCCGGCGCCAGUUGGGAAUACCAGUACCAGUUCUCCGGUCGAUCCAGACAAAUCGGACUCAUCCGCAAAAGAGGACAGUAGCAAGCGCAAGUCCCGGACGGUACAUAUCGACGUGUACUGCACAGGAUCCGACGACGCCAGCACAGAUACGAUCAGCGAGGACGAGCGUAGCACGCCCAUGACUGUCUUCGAGAAUGAGGAUGUUAAGGUUACUCAUACUCAAGCGACGGACAACUUACCACGAGGAUUUCAAGAUGCAAAUGCGUUUCUGAAGCGCAAUAUCGAGCAACGAUGCGCUAGUUUCAGAAACACGCCGAUCAGGAUGCCCUCGUUGGCCAGCUCGAAGGGCUACGACAGCGACGAGGUUCUGAGUUCCCUUUAUCCUUCACGAUUCAGCUCAUACAGCGGGAUACGGGACCUCGAUUCCGUUCCGUGGUCUACAGUGUCGUCUAGUACGGCCCUCUCACCGUGCGACUACGAAUCAACGACUAUGACAUCGUCAAAAGAUACAUUCUCCGACAUCGAGUCCCUGAUCAACAAUAAAUCUGGUUUGACGCCUUGCGACAGUUUUGAAUACGCCAAUAUUACGGAUCGCGAUAGAAUACGGAGAAUGGAUAUUCUAGCGAAAGCUGGUAAUGAGAGAAACAGAACCUGGCGAUCGCCACAAAUUGAACGAAGGCAUCUGCUACAGAACAGGAAAAUGAGGGAGUAUUUCAAGAGACACGAGAUAAAUUUGUCGUCUGGAGAAAGUGACGAGGAUUCUGACGAGAGCGGUGCAGUCGGUUGGAGUUUUGUAUCCGGCGAUGAAAAAUCACGAUUUGUCAAAAGAGAUUCGAUGAUUCGUCGUACGGACAAGGGACAACUGGAGGAAUCUUAUACGACUGACCUAGGCUCGGAACACAGAAAUGCUCAAGAGGAACACUCUCAGUUUGCAAUACGCAAAGAUUACGUUCCGAAAGUUUUACGCGAUCGUAUCGGUCCUUUCGGAUCGAAGAGCCCCUCUCCCCUUCCUUCGACCAUACCCUCCCGCGUAACCUCUCCCUUCACUACACCUUAUGGAGAAAGAACUGAUCAUAUCGUAAAAGCCUCAAAAUUCGGAGCAGUAAUCAAUGCCUUUCGAAAACCUGGACAUCACAUAGGUCCCUCGAAAAAUCCGACGUGUUCGUGCGAACAUUGUCGAAGAUAUUUUGAGAAUCAAGCGAGAGAACGAUCUUCUUCAUUGAGUGAGCUUGAACGUCAUUUAGCAUUCAAAUCGCGAAAAAAUAGUGGCAUCUGAUUUUAUAUUAGCUUCUGAGGAUUCUUAACUUAUUGAUUCUUUAGUUUUUACAAGACACGAAAUGCUUUCCAUUUUAUUUAUUUAUGUUGUAAGACUUGUAUGCACAGUAAAUUGCGUUCCGUUGCAUUCAUGGCGAUUGAGGACACUAUAUUGUGAUUUGUGCGCUUAAUUUAUAAUAUAUGUAUUUAUAUCUAUAUUAAAAUAUUCCAUAUACUCUCUAUACAUAGCUUUUUUUAUCUAAAUUAUUGACAAGGGCUGCUAAAAAAACAUUCUGUUGAAAAUUGAGCAUUUAUAAAAUUAACACAGAUGUAUUAUAUUGAUUGCGUUAAUAAAUAUUAUGUCGGACAUCA
Messenger RNA from Monomorium pharaonis (pharaoh ant), 4510 nucleotides. RefSeq names its product A-agglutinin anchorage subunit. The record is from RefSeq and is a predicted model, not a curated record. The transcript has 2 exons. Lineage: Eukaryota; Metazoa; Arthropoda; Insecta; Hymenoptera; Formicidae. Bases 1959 to 4160 code for a protein of 733 amino acids.